AGUUUUAGAGCAGAGGAGCCCGUCUGCUGGGGGAGAGGCAGAGGAAAAGUUAGUCAAGAUGGCAAAUCCCACAGACCGGGAGUAAAGGGGCACCGCUCCCCCAAAAAGCCGAGCCUGCCGCCCGUUCUGAAGCAAACCCAACCAUGCAAACUGCGCCAGCAGGCCUGUGAGGGAUUCCCUGAAGAAAAAUGCCUGUGAGGCUGAAACUGAUGUGACACAGCCUGUGCUGGAAGAAAGCUGACUCAUCAAAUAUCAAUCUCUCUGAGAGCGACUCAGCAGCAGCCCAUUUCACCUAAUGCCCAGCUAGAAGAGCAACUACAACCCCCACCCUUUCACCCUUACCACCAGAGAUUAUCAGACAGGAGAAGGCUCCAGCAGGAAUACCACCAGAGACUGCUGUCCUGACUAAUAAUAAAGAAGCUUAGAAUGGUAACAGAGUGUCUCAGCUGAACACAGACACCAACCACCACGUAACCCUCCGUUCAGUCUUAAAGCAGAGACGCUUCAGUCCGCCAGCUUUCAUCCCGCCUCGCAGACCAUGAUGUUUCGCGAUCAGGUGGGCGUGCUGGCCAGCUGGUUCAAGGGGUGGAACGAGUGCGAGCAGACGGUAGCCUUGCUGUCCCUGUUGAAAAGGGUGAGCCGGACUCAGGCCCGCUUCUUGCAGCUCUGCCUGGAGCACUCCCUCGCUGAGUGCACCGAGCUGCAGGUCCUGGAGGGGGAGGCCAACAAUCCAGGUGUAAUUAGCCAGUGGCAGAGUGAGCCUAAGGAGCGCGUCAUCUCGCUCGUCCUUACCCAUCUCCCGCUGCUCAAACCCGGCAAUGUUGAAGCUAAGGGAGAGUACAUGCGCUUGCUACCCCGCAUCCUGGCCCACACCAUUGAGCACGGCCAUCACCUGGAGGAGUCUCGCCAGCUUCUUUCUUAUGCCCUCAUCCACCCCGCCACCUCCCUGGAAGACCGUGCUGCCCUGGCACUCUGGCUCAACCACCUGGAGGAGAGGGCAGCCGCACGAGGAGACUCACUGGAACGGCCGCCUCCUGCCGGACCUCAUCAUCACCACCAGUCUACACCUCCUUCGACCCUGACCUCCUCUGGAUCCUCCUCUUCCACCAACACCUCUUCUUCAGGCAAUCUGUACUCCUUGCAUCACCACCAGCGUUAUGGUUCUGAUGACCGCCUUAAUGGGUGGCAGAGCUCCAGGGAUUCAGGAAUAGGUGGAGGCUGGCAUCAGCAGCAUGGCUGUGAGAAUGGGCACCUCCUUCUCUACCCAUCGUCCUCUGUGCCAGCAACCAUCAAUACAGUCGGAACUGGUGGAGGCAGUAACACAAUCCUUACAAGUGGAGGUGGCAGCCAACAGCACAGUCCCUUAAAGCGCUCCGUUUCCCUCACACCUCCCAUGAGUGGCCCCAACAACCAGCCUCUGGGUCAUGUAUGGCUUUCCCAGGAAGAUCUUCGGACUCCUAGAGGCCCAGCCCCAGACCAUGCCCCUCUCUCACCACAAAGCAGCAUCGCCUCCUCGGGCAGUGGAGGCAGUGAGCAUCUGGAGGAUGCUGGUUUAGGAGGAGGUUCAGGUCUGCAUCGCAGUUCCUUCCAUGAGGAGGGCAGUGGCAUGAGGGAUGUUCCUGCUUGGCUGAAGAGUCUCCGUCUCCAUAAGUACGCCGCUCUCUUCUCCACAAUGACCUAUGAUGAGAUGAUGGCAUUGACUGAAGAGCAACUAGAAGCACAGAAAGUCACUAAAGGAGCACGACACAAGAUCGUUAUCAGCAUUCAGAAGCUCAAAGAGAGGCAGAACCUACUUCGCAGCCUGGAAAAGGAUGUGUUGGAGGGUGGUAAUCUUCGUGCCCCACUGCAGGAGCUCCACCAAAUGAUCAUGACUCCUAUUAAGGUUUUCAGUGGUGGCGAGGAGGCCUCCUUGAAUCGCCCCAUGAUGACCCCGGAGGGCAAAAGCACUGCACUCAGCUCGCACCUGAGUGGGGGAAGUGGAGGAGAGGCUGAGUCUGGCACAAGUGUCAUCGCUGAGGGGGAUCUACCUGGUCAGUUCACUCGUGUUAUGGGCAAAGUUUGUACACAGCUGCUGGUGUCAAGGUCGGAUGAGGACAACAUCAGCUCCUACCUACAACUCAUUGACAAGUGCCUUAUUCAUGAGUCCUUCACUGAGACGCAGAAGAAGAGACUAUUGUCAUGGAAACAACAGGUCCAGAGGCUGUUCCGGUCCAUUCCGAGGAAAAACUUGCUUGACAUUGCAGGGUACCGACCGCAGAGGAGCCGUUUUGGCCAGUCCAACUCUCUCCCUACCACUGGCUGUGUUGGGGGCAGCGUGUCAGCCAGGAGGAGCCUUCACCAGUUCCAAAUGCCCUCCCGGAGCUUGCCGGGUGCCAGGCUGGGCCUGCUGGGCAGCGGGGGGCUGCUGGGACCCACACCUCGUAGCUCCAGCAGCACACCCACUGGUCCCAAGCAAGGGAGACAUGGUCCGUGGUUUGCCAACCCCGGAGGAAGUAAUAGCAUGCCCAGUCGGACCCACAGCUCCGUGCAGAGGACCCGUUCCCUGCCAGUUCACACCACGCCACAAACUAUGGUCACGUUCCAGCAAGCCGAUCUUCAGUUGCCAGUGACAGAGCCAGACAUCAAUAAUCGCCUUGAGUCUUUGUGUUUGAGUAUGACAGAACAUGCCUUGGGAGAUGGUGCAGACCGCACAUCAACAAUAUGAACUGAGGACCUGAGUGAGAGCAGCAGGAUGGCACAGGUUCAGGAAGCUCUCUCACCAGCCCUUCCGUUCCCUCUCCCUGUAGCCAAUGGUAGAGCUCAACCAAAGGACCGGGCGGGAUCCAAGACACACAAGAGAGCCGAUCAUCAAACAGCUCAAACAAGCUAUCACACUGGCACCGUCCAACGGGUUGGAAAGACACACUUCCUGCUCGGGCAGCAUCCGCACAGUCACCUGUAUGUGGGUGAGGAGAAUGAAAAGAAUCAAACACGGCCUGGACAGUGUGGGCAAACUAGCCCCCUGACCCCGUGGGGAGGCCAGAAGCAGUCCAGUCAGCCCCAGCAGAAGGGAGAUGCUGGGCUUUGGAUCAGCGCUCAGUGAGACUUUCUCUCCCCCACACUGUCUGAUCCCCGCACAUCGACCACAGCUCGUGGCAUCUUUCAGAUCAUAGCAGUACCUCAGACCCCAAACAAGAUGAGACAAGCAGAGGCGCAAGGGUGCAGAAGGAAGCUUGGGAUUUCCCAGACUGUUUUCAGCAAGGACACAGCAUCCAGGAAGGAUGCUCAGAGAGCUUGAGAAGGCCUCUUGCUCAGUACUGGGUGGCAACAAACCUUUUCUUUCUAUUGUAUGUAUUUAUUGUUUACAUCAUGAUGUGCUACUUUCAGAGGGUACAGAAACAUUUAUGGAUUUCAGGUAUGACUUGCAUAAUAUAUUCAGUAAAGCCUUGGCUGUCUACAAGCUUUACAUCCCACAAGUAGCCAUUACUCUAGUUUACAACUAAUGUGCUUAUUCUUUAUUUUAGCAGCCAACAACAAAGUCAUGUUGGCCUGAACAUUUAUGGAGAGAGAAUGAGAAGGAAGCAAGAAAGAUGGAGGUGGAUAACGUGGAGAGGGAUAAGAGGAAGAAAGGGAUGUGGAGAAAGACACAGAAAGUAGCAGAAGAAAGAACCAAGCUGAGGUGAUACUAGAAAGGGAAGAGGAUGUUUUUAAAAGAGAGACAUCAGAGGCAGGACCUUUGAUUGGCUGGAGAUGAUGGAGGAAGAUGUCACGUCUAAUUAUGUCUUUAGUCUGUUGAUGCGAAUGAGUGUAGCAGGAAGUGGAUUUGGCGCCGCUCAACACACAUUGUUCAUCCACAGCAUGUACUGUAUAAACUCGUGUUUUGAAAAUGUAGGUUUUUAUGCGUAUAAACUGGGAGAUUAAUAAGUCAGUGGGAUCUAUCUGCAUGUUCAGAUACUGGGGUUAGUUAUUUUUCUAAAACAAGGGGAUAUGCCAAAGCUGCAUGUUAAAACUAAAGAUCUUUGUUUAGAAAGAAAAGGAAGAUUGUGAAAUGCGGAGUGGAGAAGGUGACAGAAGAAAUGGGAGGUGGAUUUAGUUUCCACUCAGAUCUUUUUUUUUUUUUUUCUUUCCUUCUUUUUUUUUUCCCUUACAGGAUUGCAACAUUGGAGAAAUGAAACACUGUCGAUCCAUGAAGGGAAGUUUUCCCCGAGAUUGUCUCAUUAGUGUUUACCUCCAUCUGCUGGCCAACUGCAGUCAUGGCAGGACAGAUGCUGAAGUCCAGAGAGACGCAGGCAUGUUCAAGAUGCCAGCAGAUCAUAAAAAAACUCACUGAGCAUGUAGAGAGAUGUCAGAGCUGGUUGGUUUUGUGUUUCUCUGCCUCAGCCUAUGGUAUAUGAAAUUGAUUAUAUUUUAUUUUUUAUUCUUAAUCUCAUGGUUAUUCUGUCUUAAUAUUUAUCCUCAGUUGUUUUGUGCCUGGAUUCUAGACUUUACAGGAUUAGGUUUAUUCUGAAAUAAGCUGGUUAGUUUAACAGAAUGCAAGUCCUGAACCUGAAUGGUCAUCUUUGAGAGUUAUGUUAUUAUUGUUUUAGUUAUUCAUUAGUUUUUUGCUAUUCUGUCAUACUUGAUAUGAUAAUGUGAGACACUACAAUCCAAAGGCUUGAGCAGCAGUGGAGUCAGAUAAGAACGGAGCAGUCUGACACUCAUUCUGAACUGUAGAGUUACGGCCUUGGUGGACGGACAGACGUUAAGAAAUAAACCACAAAAGGAGGCGAGGAUGAACCCCGUAACAGAAGCAAACAAAGCUUCUGAUGCCUCUCGUUGAUGUGUCUAAAGGGGGAUCUAAGGGUUGAAAAUACAGCCUGGUCUGAAGUAUCCCACACAGUUAGGGGACCAUACAACUGUUUGUGCAUGUUUUAGUUCAUCUUCUUUGGAAUUACUUUUUUGGGUGUUUCUCCGACCUUCCAGGAAACAUAAGAUUCUGUUUUCUAAAGCUUUGGUCUGGGAUUUUUAAAAGAGCUGUAUCUAUAAAGUAAUUACGGAACAAGCAAAUCAGGCAGAUGAGCUCAUGUCAGUGCCAGCCAGCAGCUGAUGCCUCAGCUGAUUGACAUGAGGCAUACCCGCACCCAGUAUCACGCCAUUUCUGACAUAGUUGGUGUCCAUUGUCAUCGACGCACCGCUCAUCAGAUGUAUCAGUCACCACAUAAGUAGAAAGCACUGGUAAGAUUUGGAGAACAUAAUUAAGAACACUACAGAACUCACUGAAAACAACAGUCAGUGGCUCCUUCAGCAUUAUAAAGACAAAAACACAUAAAUUCUGCUAUGGCACCUCUCUGCAGCCCAAACUGCCAUCCUGGUCUGUUAAUCGUGGCUUCAGAUCUUCUGAUGGCAGCUCAACGCUGCAGUCUGGAUCUGUGCGAGCACACAUCUGAUGAAAUGUGUGUAGUUUGGUAGCUGUGACUCAGCUGGACGUUUUACUCUGUGUGUUAAGUGUGUGCUUUCAGCCCUGAGUGGAUGCUACACCUUUGGCAUGUUCCUCCUUUGUUGCCCCUCGUUGAUGGGCAGCAUCAAGAUGUUGCCAUAUUCACUCUUUCAGUGUCACUGCCAUAUGAAUCAGUACUUAAAGUAGAGACUAUUUAUUCUUUUUUUCUGUUUUUUUGGUUUGUUUUGUUUUGCAGAGGUGAUGCUGAUCGUGUAGGUGUAAUAUUAUUUAAAAUACCAUAUGUAUUAACAUGUUAUGGCUGGUGACCAUACAUACAUCUCAAAUAUUAACAGUUAUUGACUUUGUUUUUUAUUGCUGUUGUUGAACUAUGAUAUUGUUUGUAUCUCAGUGUCAUGCUAUGAUUUUUUUUUUUUUUCUUCAUGUGAAGCUUUGCUGUCCCAAGCGCAGCCGAGAGCAAAAACUGGUCCUUCACAGAUACGUCAGUUCAUGGUCAGAUUUUCUCUUUCUUUCAGCGUAAAAAGUGAUGCGUUCUUGUAACCUUUGGGAGUUCAGGAGAUAGACUGGUCCACUGUGGGCCUUGUAAACAGCGUCUUUCUUUGGUCCCGUUUGGGAGAAAGGCUUUUAAGUUUCUGUGUGUCGCUUUAAAUGGUGGCAUUGCUCUUUAGUUUUCUUACUGUGGACAAAACCAGUGAAAAGACCCGAGACCAGAUUCAACAGCGUGCCGGUCCAGUGAUCAGUGCUGUCUGUGUGCACUCAACAAACCACCAAAAACAGCUGGGCACACACAGUGAGAUGGCAUAUUUUGGGGUUUGGGGGGGCUACUUUGAGCAGUGGAUUAAUACGCAGCAUUAUGGCACUGAGUGAAAAUACAAGUAGUGCGUUUGUAUUUUUGGCGCCUGUGCGGCAGCGUGGCUCACUCAUGUGCUUCUGUUUGUUUUUGGACAACAGUCGAGCUUCAUGGCACUGAGGAGGAAGGUGUACGAGGAUUUGACGCGGUCAUUGGAGGUUUGCUUUUUCUUCUUUAUGUGAGAUGUGUUGAAGAAAAGUACUCAAACCUGCAGUCAGUCAUGUAAUCAAAGGGAUUAUUGGAACUAUUUUGGGGGGAGAUUGUUUUGUUUUGAUUUUGUCAGUAUUUUUAAUUACUUUUAUAUCUCUGUGCCAUUUUCUGAUUUAUCAAGUUUUUUUUUUUUUUUAAGUUCCACAUUUAUAUGAAAACUGACUGACAGCAUUUUAAAAACCUGAGUUCAUGUGAUUCUUUUUAUUAUUAUUAUUAUUAAAGUUACACGGACUGUAUUUUGAGCAGCAGGGCAGGCCUCCAAUUUCUGCUGAGCUGUGGUUUCCUGCAGCACCUCUGGGUCAAAAAUGUGUGCAUUAUGACAGUGAAACAUCCCUGUGACAGGACAGCGGAGGGAGAACGGCUCUUUACAUCAAACCAAAUGCUUUUCCUAAAUGCAUAUCAGCUCUGUGGGUGUCCAGGAAGGCUUCUAACGCUGUGCCCACUGCAGUAUUAACAGCUAAAUAAUGCCUCGAUAUUCCAAAAACAUUUAAUGUACUUUAAGUCAUGACAUAUAUGCUGUUUUGUAUCUUUUAUUUCUGUCAUGGAUUCUGCAGUUUAGUCAGUUUGUCAGUAUGAGAUGCCAAUGCGAAUUGUUUUUUGCUUGUUUUUGUAAAUUCAGCAGCAUCCAUUCUGUAACAAAGUGUUACCGCCUGACUGCUUCUUUAACGUCAUUUAGUUUUAUUUUAUCAAAGAGCCGAUGUCCUGUAUUGACUGCAGGCUUACGUAUAUAUUUGACAAAAGAAUAUUGUAUGUUUAAUAAUUUAAAAAAACAAACAAAAAGACAAAAAAAAAAGGAAG
Molecule: messenger RNA, 7271 nt
Organism: Archocentrus centrarchus (flier cichlid)
Lineage: Eukaryota; Metazoa; Chordata; Actinopteri; Cichliformes; Cichlidae
Gene: samd4a
Product: sterile alpha motif domain containing 4A
Exons: 13
Coding region: 539-2704 (721 amino acids)
Biological process (GO): negative regulation of translation; nuclear-transcribed mRNA poly(A) tail shortening; regulation of mRNA stability
Cellular component (GO): P-body
Molecular function (GO): translation repressor activity; mRNA binding; protein binding
Source: RefSeq, a predicted model, not a curated record